AUGUCCAUUGGAAAGCUUCAGAAACUACGAAUACUUCAGGUACAUGAAAACCUCUUCUCCGGAGAAAUUCCGGACAUCUUUAGCAAUCUCACACAACUAUAUGAGCUAUAUAUGGGAUAUAACCAGUUAUCUGGUAGAAUUCCCAUGAGUAUAGCUACAUGCCAGCUGUUAGAGACAUUUUUUCUAGCUGGGACAGCGGUCAAUGGAAGCAUUCCAAAGGAAAUUUUUGAGCUUCCCCAGCUAAAAUUUUUUAUACUGGCGAAUAACACUUUAAGCGGUUCUCUGCCCUACGAAUUUGGCCAUUUGAGACAGUGUGAAAUCAUGGACAUUUCUGGAAACCAGCUAUCCGGAUAUAUUCCUGCAAUUACUGAGAGAUUCUCAAGUUUGCGCAGGCUCAACAUUGCAAGAAAUAAGAUAACUGGCUCAUUACCAAAGUCGCUGGAAUAUCUAGCGGCACUGGAGAGCUUGGAUCUUUCUUCCAACAAUCUCUCAGGCCUAAUCCCCAAAGACUUUGAAGGAGAUGUACCGAAAAAUGGUGUCUUUGCAAAAAUCAGAUGGGAUUCUCUCCAGGGAAACUCCAGGCUCUGUGCAUUUGACCAUGAUGCUGCCGAAAAGCUAAGAGUCAAUACUUGUGUCACAAAAAAGAAGUCAAAUUCUCAUUUAGUACUCAAAGUCACUAUUCCAAUUUCUGCUAUCAUUGUGCUUGUCUGUGCAUUGUGUUUAGUGUGGGCACUAAUCACCAAAAAGAAGAGCAAGAUAAUAAACAAUGGAACUUCUUCAUCUGUAGUCAAGGGUUUACCCCCAAGGCUAUCUUACUCAGAAAUCCAGCUUGGUACAAAUGGUUUUGCCACAGAAAAUUUGUUAGGAAAGGGAGCGUUUGGGUCUGUUUAUAGAGCUGUUUUCAGUAGUAGUGAGAAUGGAACCCAGACCACAGUUGCAGUGAAGGUUCUAGACUUGACACAAAGUAAAGCUUCCAAGAGUUUUGAUGCAGAAUGUGAAGCUCUAAGAAACAUCCGGCAUCGGAACCUUGUUAAGGUGAUCACUUCUUGCUCUAGCAUUGAUCACACAGGAGCUGCAUUCAAGGCUUUGGCUAUGAAAUUCAUGUCUAACGGUAACUUGGAUAAGUGGUUGUAUCCAGAGGAUGUUGAACGUGGAUCAACUCUGACAUUAACCCAGAGACUGAAUAUUUCCAUUGAUGUUGCUACUGCCUUAGAUUACCUACAUCAUGAUUGUGAUCCACCAGUAGUCCAUUGUGAUUUGAAACCCGGAAAUGUGCUUUUGGACGAAGAUAUGACUGCUCAUGUUGGAGAUUUUGGGUUAGCAAGGUUUCUCUCCCAUAAUUCAUCACAGAAUGAAAGCAGCACAAUUGGUCUAAAAGGCUCAAUUGGUUACAUUGCUCCAGAGUAUGGCUUGGGCGGAAAGGCUUCAACCAGUGGGGAUGUCUAUGGCUUUGGAAUACUGCUGCUUGAGAUGAUCAUUGCCAAGAAGCCCACAGAUAGGAUGUUCCAGGAAGGUUUAAGCCUAAACAAUUUCAUCUCUGAAGUGCACGAGAGUAAAAUCUUGGAUAUUGCUGAUCCAAGGCUUUUCAAGGAUUAUGAAUCUGUAACACGAAGCAGCAGUACUAGUUGUUCUAUUGGUGGAGAUAGCAGCAGCAGCAGCAGCGCCAGCAACAACAAUAACAACAACAUUACUUUAAGAAGUGAGGAGUGUGUGGCUGCAAUGGUGGGAGUUGGAUUAUCUUGUGCUGCUCAUUCAUCAAAAGAACGUUUUACUAUGAGAGAAGCCUUAUCCAAGUUGCAAGAGAUUAAAAGGAGUUUUUUUGGAUCUUGA
Messenger RNA from Quercus lobata, 1830 nucleotides. RefSeq names its product receptor kinase-like protein Xa21. The transcript is spliced from 3 exons. Gene Ontology annotation, molecular function: protein kinase activity; protein binding; ATP binding. Bases 1 to 1830 code for a protein of 609 amino acids. NCBI's taxonomy places the organism in Eukaryota, Viridiplantae, Streptophyta, Magnoliopsida, Fagales, Fagaceae. The record is from RefSeq and is a predicted model, not a curated record. Gene Ontology annotation, biological process: protein phosphorylation.